CUCCGUUUGCGGUGAUGGUCUGUGACGACUCCGGACGACUCUGUCCUGUAUGUCGGUGAAAGUUGAACGAUCGUUCCAGCUGCUGGGCAGAACCGUUUCGUCGUAGUCUCGCAGUUGACAUCUCGCGAGAACAUACGAGAUCCAUCAUGGCGGAAUCUGGAAAGAAUAGUUACGAGUUUUCGUCUUUGACGACGGAAAGCUCCACACCGGCGGAGUUCUCCUUCGUGACGACAAGCGAGACGGCUUCCUAUGGAUAUUCUGCGGCUCAUGUGACUGGCUCCAUGGAGCAUGACCCGGAGGCUGCCAUAGACAUGGGUGCCAUGGAGGGCACGCCCUCCAAAUCCUCGGGCUCCUCCACGCGGUACCGGGGCGCAGCCGGGCAGUUCCUGGACAAGCGGGGCUUCGGGUGGCUGAUGGAGGUGGACGCCGCGGACGAUGAUGAUGACAAACCUCUGCUAGAGGAGCUGGACAUAGACCUGAAGGACAUCUACUACAAGCUGCGCUGUGUGCUGCUGCCCUUCCCCUUCCUGAACUUCCGCAGACAGGUGGUCCGUGACAACCCCGACUUCUGGGGCCCGCUGCUGGUGGUGGUGCUGUUCGCCAUGGUCUCACUCUACGGCCAGUUCAGGGUUGUGUCGUGGAUCAUCACCAUCUGGGUCUUCGGCUCUCUCAUCAUCUUCAUCCUGGCCAGAGUACUGGGAGGAGAGGUGAGCUACUCGCAGUGCCUGGGUGUGAUUGGCUACUCACUUCUGCCACUCAUCGUCACAGCCUCGGCUCUGCCACUGGUCAGGCCUUUCCACUACGUCAGCCUCUUAGUGAAGUUCCUAGGUGUGCUGUGGGCUGCCUACAGUGCUGGGUCUCUGCUGGUCAGUGAAGAGUUCAAGACCAAGAAACCCCUUCUGAUGUACCCCAUCUUCCUGCUCUACAUUUACUUCUUAUCCCUGUACACUGGUGUAUAGAUGUGACAAUGUUAACAUAAUUUUGUACAAUAGUGCUGUUAUAUGCUACCAUCAUUUUUGAGCUAUGGUAGUGUACAUAUUGCUGGAUGUGACUGUACUGUCAUCUUGCUAUGUACAAAUGUACAUGUCACAAGAAAUGUUCCACAUUAAAACUCUUUAUUUAAACAUAAUGAUUCAAUUGUGAGGUCUACAGAUCACUUCUCUGAUACAGGGUUAUGUAGAGAAAAUAGGUCCUAGAAAGUUGACAUGGUGAGAACACUAUCUACAUGUACGUUGCAUUCAAGAAUUUUACCGAUUGAGGAAUGUUCAUGAGAGAUUGUGGGUGAAAAGGGGAUGGUGUGAAAAUGCUCCUGUGUUCUUGGAGCUUUGGAAACAUUUAGUAAUGAAAGGAAAAGAAGCAGCAAAACAAUAUUAAUAUUUGUCCAUAAUAUUGCUGCAAUAAAAUGUGUUCCACCAUAUAUUUUAGAACUUCCUGAUUUUCCUCCAAGUUAAAUGAUAGGAGUUUUCUUUAAAUUUCCAGAUGUACUAACUUGUACAAUGUAUUUAUCGAUAGUAUUGUUACAGUCACUCAUGUAAAAUAUCCAAGGCUAAAUAGAGUUGGCAGUUAUAUUUGUACAAGUUUAUUCCUAGCAAGUAAAACUAUGUAUAUAUGAAAACUCUACUUUGUUGCAUGCAUUAUGAGUGGAAACUUGGGAGGUAACUUUACAUGUAAUGUAUGUAAUUUUAGGGGUUAGGAAAAUUAAGUUAUGAAGCUGCAUGGACAUUUUGUUUUGUUUUACUUCACACCAACUAGAGUACACAAGUCAUUAAUUUCUCUUUGGAAACUUUGUAAUAGGUGAUGCUCUGUUGUCUGUUUCUAAAUGUGAACUUCAAGGCAGUUUUAUAGGUUUUAAGUAUAGGACCAGGAAAAGUUGGUGUGCUUGAAAUACUCACUACAUGUGUGCCUAUGUCAGUUUGUACUGAUAAAUGACAAUCAUAUUAAUAAUUAGACAGUCAUCAGUUGUACAGAUAUGACAAAACAUUGCUUUAAGAUACAUUGCUUGUGUAGCAUAUUUCUAAAAGGCAGGAUUGAUCAUGAGAUUUGUUUUCUUCACUGUGCAGUCAGAUGCAGUUCCACAGAUGCCAUUACAUAAGCUUAGUAUAUGAUACAUUAGGGUGUGAAAAAGAUGACUAUCUAUUUGAUUGGUGUAAAAAAUGCUAGACAUACAUGUACACUGAUUUGUAUGACAGAGGUGCCACCUUUCUUAUGUAUAAUAGAAGGUAUAAAUACAUCUCACUUUUCAGUUAUA
Branchiostoma belcheri (Belcher's lancelet) is the source of this 2248-nucleotide messenger RNA. RefSeq names its product protein YIPF4-like. Gene Ontology annotation, cellular component: membrane; trans-Golgi network. The record is from RefSeq and is a predicted model, not a curated record. Gene Ontology annotation, biological process: vesicle fusion with Golgi apparatus; endoplasmic reticulum to Golgi vesicle-mediated transport. The transcript has 8 exons. NCBI's taxonomy places the organism in Eukaryota, Metazoa, Chordata, Leptocardii, Amphioxiformes, Branchiostomatidae. The coding region runs from base 147 to 959 and encodes 270 amino acids.